Messenger RNA from Limulus polyphemus (Atlantic horseshoe crab), 897 nucleotides. It is a transcript of the gene ATPsynO, whose product is annotated as ATP synthase subunit O, mitochondrial-like. Gene Ontology annotation, biological process: proton motive force-driven mitochondrial ATP synthesis. Gene Ontology annotation, molecular function: proton-transporting ATP synthase activity, rotational mechanism. The record is from RefSeq and is a predicted model, not a curated record. The coding region runs from base 67 to 708 and encodes 213 amino acids. Lineage: Eukaryota; Metazoa; Arthropoda; Merostomata; Xiphosura; Limulidae. The transcript has 8 exons.
AGUAGCGCUACCUGUCAUGUACGUAUGACCUUUACUCCUCCAUAGUUAAGCCAGUUUAGUAAAAUUAUGGCUGCAACUUCCAGAGUAGUCUGUUUGCCUUGGAUGAGGCAUUUCUCCACUUCCACUGCAACUUAUACAAAGCUCAUACAGCCUCCAAUUGCAGUAUUUGGAAUUGAAGGACGAUAUGCUACAGCUAUUUACUCUGCAGCAGCAAAAGAAAAAAAACUUGAUGCAGUAGAAGGAGAGCUAAAAAAAAUUAAGUCUUUGAUGCAGAAGGACAUGAACCUGGCUGAGUUCAUCGCUAAUCCUUUGAUCAAGAUAUCUCUUAAAAAAGAUGGCCUUGCCAGUGCUUUACAGAAGCAAAAAUUUAGUAGUUUGACCAUUAACCUGAUUGGUGCCAUGGCUGAAAAUCGCCGUUUGAAUAAGCUUGAUUCUGUUAUCAAUUCUUUUAGCCGAAUUAUGAGUGCUCAACGAGGAGAAGUCGCCUGUGAAGUAAUUACUGCAAAACCUUUGGAUACUGCAACAUCAAAGGACUUAGAGACAGCUUUACAAGGAUUUCUGAAGAAAGGGGAGACACUUCUGAUGCAGACAAAGGUUGAUCCUUCUAUCAUUGGAGGAAUGAUUGUCAGUAUUGGUGACAAAUAUGUUGAUAUGUCAAUGGCAACGAAGAUAAAGACUUAUAAUCAGCUUAUUAAAGAAGCAAUUUAAAUAUUAUCAAGCACAGUUGAACUUGACAGUAGGAAAGAAAUGUAGUUAAUACAGAUGAUCAGACAGAAUUUGCAAUUUUAAAUGUUGUAAACAGUAGAUAAUAAAGGAAACGUAAAGGUGGAAAGAAUAUGCAAUGUAGCUAACUUUGUUCAGAGGUUCAAGUUAAAGGAGUAAAUGGUUUGAUAUUCA